UUGGAAGUGAGGCCGUUGUUGUUAUGCAAAUGGUUCACACGUCUCUCGACCCAAAUCUGAUCGGGAGAGAAAUUAUGAUAUUCAUCGCUGUCCGCUACUCGCACUAACAUUUCACAUUGAAGAAAAAUCUACAUUCAUGGCGUAAUUUCUUCUGAACACGAUCUAUUUGCGAUGGAUACCUGAUCAUAGACAUAGAAGAGACACAAUUGAUGGUGAUCAUUUUUUGACCGACGUCGAUUUGCUGAAAUUUUCCGAUGAAAAUGAAUGGUUGGAUCGGCGCUCGUUUUGUGACUGCAACAGAUAUAAGUUGGCUUAGGUGACAUUUUUCUACAAUAGUAAGAAACGCUUCCUUUUGGAAAGAAAGAUGACUGCUAAAGUCGUCGACGAUACAUCGGUCCGAGUGGCUUUGAGGAUCCGUCCUCAAAGUGCUUCGGAACAGAUCGACAUGUGCCGGGUUUGCACUUCUUGUACGCCGGGUCAUCCUCAAGUCGUCCUUGGUAAAGACAAGGGGUUUACGUUCGAUUAUGUCUUCGAUAUACCUGCAAAACAACCCGAGAUCUACGAGAAAUGCGUGAAAGAACUAGUCGAAGGAUGCCUAGAUGGCUACAAUGCUACGGUUUUGGCGUACGGACAGACUGGUGCAGGGAAGACAUACACAAUGGGUACUGGGUUUGAUGUGAAUAUCGACCCACUGGAAGAAGGCAUUGUUCCCAGAGCUGUUGGACAGCUCUUCAGCGGAAUAGAACGACGACGGCAGGAAGCCAAGCAAAGAAAUGAGCCGCAACCCGAUUUUAAAGUCACUGUACAGUUUAUGGAGCUUUACAAUGAAGACCUGAUCGAUCUGUUUGAUGCUGAUGGAAGGGGAAGAAAAUCCCAUCAUGUGAAAAUUCAUGAAGACACCAAUGGUCAAAUCUAUACUGUUGGGGUCAACACAAGGGCUGUAAAGUCUGCACUUGAUACUCUAAAUGCUCUACAGCAAGGAGCCUUAUCAAGAACAACAGCUAGUACAAAUAUGAACACCCAUUCUUCACGUUCCCAUGCUAUCUUUACAAUCCACAUCAAACAGCAACGGGUGGUUAAGAUCUCUAACAAUGAGCCAACCAAGGGUGGAGAAGAUUAUGAGUAUGAAAUGCUCAGUGCAAAGUUUAAUUUUGUUGACCUUGCUGGUUCAGAAAGGUUAAAAAGAACUGGCGCCACUGGUGAUCGUGCUAAGGAAGGAAUAUCCAUAAACUGUGGAUUGUUGGCUCUAGGCAAUGUCAUCAGCGCCCUUGGAGAUGUCACCAAGAAGGGAAGCCAUGUGCCAUAUCGCGACUCCAAGUUAACACGGCUGUUACAGGACUCGUUAGGUGGCAAUAGCUGUACUCUGAUGAUCGCAUGUGUGUCACCAUCCGACAGGGACUUUAUGGAGACAUUAAAUACUCUGAAGUAUGCAAACAGAGCAAGAAAUAUCAAAAACAAGGUAUCCGUUAACCAAGACAAAGCAAGCAAGCAGAUCUCUAUGCUGCGUGCGGAAAUCCAGAAACUCACUGCAGAGCUGGUAGAAUUCCGCCAAGGGAGACGAGUUUCCAGCGGCGAAGGAGAGUCUGACGUGUCUCUAGAAAAUAACAUGCUAAGAAAUGAAAAUGAAAAACUACGGUUAAGGAUCAAAGGGCUUCAGUCCACAGUUGAAGUUCAGUCCAACAGAAUAACUAACCUGAUGUCUGGUCAAGUUGUUGCUGCACUUGAUGGAAUGCCUGCACCUCGCAAGCAUAAGUUGGUCGCCAGGUUGAGCAUCAAUAAUGAUGUUCAAGUUGAUGGUGGUGUUGAGUCUUUGAUACAAAAGUACCUUAGAGAGAUAGAAGAGCUAAGGAAUAAACUAACAGAAAGUGAAGCAAUGGCCAUGGCAAUAACAAGGCACGCCUCCAUGAAGUCCCGACUUGGCUCGCCUAUGCACCUAGAGACCAGUUCUGUCCUGGAGAUGGCUAAGAUGGAUGUGGCCAGACAGAAACAGAAAGCCCAGAAACUACAAAGAGAUAACUCCCAGGAUGAGAAUACCAACGAGGAGUCUAAAGAGGAGGGGAGCGAGGCUGAUCAGAGUGACGAAGAGGCUGUGGAGGAGGAUGAGGAUGACGAUGAUGAAGAUAAUGAUGAUGAAGAUGAUGAUGACACUGCGGAAGUUCAUGAGGAAAAUGAACAAGUCUCAAGUGACGAUGACUCCACCGACGAAAAGGAAGAUGAGGACGAAGAAAAGGUUGAAGGAGAGCUCGCCGCCCUGACCACGGAUAUCGAGAUCAAACAGAAACUGAUCGAAGAGCUCGAGAUUGCACAGAAUAAGAUCCAGACCAUGCGGUCCCAGUACGAAGAAAAAUUGGUCCUCCUUACCCACAAGAUCAAGGAAACUGAAGAAGAGCGGGACCAUGUGCUGAAGAACAUCAAGGAACAUGACUCGGAGUCGUCCAAACAAGCGGCCAAACUCAAGGAGGAGUACGAAAAGAAGCUCGGAGGGCUACAGACUGAGCUGAAGAAAGUACAGGCUGCCAAAAAAGAGCAUGCGCAGCUGAUACGAGAAAAGGCGAAUAAUGAUAUGAGGCUGAAGCAACUCAGCAACGAAGUGUCGGACAUGAAGAAGACUAAGGCUCGGCUGAUGAAGCAGAUGAAGGACGAAGUGGCCAAGAACAAGCAACGAGAGAGCGCCAGGAACAAGGAGAUCGCGCAACUCAAGAAGGUUUCUCGCAUGAGGGAGAUCGCCAUUAAGAACCUCGAGUCCGAGAAGAGGCAGAAAGAUAUUAUACUGCGACGAAAACAAGAGGAGGUGAAAGCACUAAGAAGGCAACAGAAGCCGGUGUCUGGAUCACUAGGAGCCAAGAAGAACCAAGUUACAGCUCAACCAAUAGCCGAGAAUGGAUAUCCACAGGAGAGCUACCCCGUAGCACCCUCUGGAUAUGGUACCUACGGUUACAGAGGAAGCACUGUAGCUCCUGAACGACCUGGAGGCCCUCCUAGAACUCGCAUACCAGGAAGGGGUCCUAGGAAACGCAUGACCAUCGAACAAGCCACAAAGUCGGCCAAGAAGAAGUGGGAUUUUGUUGACAAAAAGGUGAUGUCUCUGGUGAUGCACAAGCAGACUAUUUCCAAUCUUGAGAAGGACUACGACAGAUGGGUGGAGGACCGCGAAAAGCUCAGCAAAGACAUGGAGACGUGUCGUACCAAGCUGCAGGAGGCUGCCACGGGUGAUGAGCAGACCCAGCUCCGAGAGCAGAUGGAGGCGCUCACGGCCCACAUGGAAUACGUGCAGGAUAACAUCGACAGUUGUCAGGCGUGCAUCAUGGAGAUGGAGGAUCCCGGGAACACUAUGACGGAACUUAGCGAGCUCAUGACGUCAUCCACGCUCCAAGAGGCUAGGAUUCUACUGGACCACUUUCUGACGAGGACCGUGACUCAGUGCCAGGAGCUGUCGGCCAAAGACGCCACCGUCAAGGAGCUGGAAAAUCGUCUCGAAGUAACCAAGCAACACAACUACCUACAGCAAGAACUACUCCACCACGUACUACAGCAGAAAGACGUCACUUCCUCUCUCCCAUACUCCACCAGCAUUGAGGAUCUCGCCAACGCAGACGUUGACACUCUGAGUGACGUGAACGAGUUCUUGCGCGCCUCAACAGGCAGCCUGCAAAGCGUAGGGACGGUUGACGGGACGGACGUAGGUCUGUCAAGUAGUAGCGCUAGUGCUCUACAGGGCGACAGACCUGGUAAACCCAAGGCCCGCAGACGCACAGGGUUACCGGAGGAAUUCCUGCAUCCUGAUCGCAAGACAAGGCGCGCACCCUCCCUACCCUCCCUCAAGAGCGGCGAAUCGGAUAACAACUCCUCUAUGCCACUUGUGCCAGUCGGCCCAACCGACUUCAAAUCUUCCAAGCAAAUAUCACCGGAGCUGAUGCAAAAACUGCUCGAACUAGACAAAGCUCGCAAAAGCGGCGAAAAGAUGGAGAGAGACAACAACGACAACCCUAUGCCUCCCCCCACAAGUAGCAAGAUGCCUAGGGUGAAUUCCAUGAAUGUUGGUCAUGGGAAUGCUGUGGUACCCGCCUCGAUGACGCGCGGAAACCUGAGGUCAAAGUCCGCGCGGAGUUUUCCGAGUAGCAAGUUUGGCCCUGUGCCAGCAGCUUCUAACAAUCCCGCUCGAUCUCAGCCUACAUCGCCCGCUCUUCCACGCAAGGCGAGCAUGGAAAAUAGGGCUUUGGAGAAUGGUGACGAGAGUGGCAAGAAUAAUAAUUCGGAUGACGUGUUUUCCCGUCUGACAAGUAGCCUCGGCCAGGAGUCUGACCCUGAUGUCGGCAGAAUGCUCCCGUUACGGCCCCCCUCGGGCAAGCCUACAGCCCUGGUGUGUACGUACGCAGCGACUGGUCAUAACAGCGCCGUACUGAGCGUGGACGUCACAGAGGACUUCAUGUUCACCGGAUCUAAAGAUAAGACCGUAAAGGUCUGGGAUCUAAACACCGGCGAGGAAAUUCUGUCUUUGUCUGGUCAUAAGCGAGACGUGGUUGCCGUCAAGUACUGUCACAACACCAAUUGUGUCUACAGUGUCGCGCAAAACCUUAUCAAGAUGUGGGACGUGCGCCAGGAUUCUGGGAAAUGCAUCAAGACCUUAACACCUCAAGCGGGAUCGACCAUCAGUGGUUUUAUCUCGGGAAUAACGUCAGACACUCAAAUCAACGAUCUGCAAAUCAGCGAUCACCAGCUUUUCGCUGCCAUGGGCAACAGUGUCCGGAUAUGGGACCUCAAAACUUUUUCGAUGACGGGCAAGCUAAGCGGCCACGCCGCUCCUGUAAUGACUAUAAAACUCAAGAAGAGGGAAAGUGACACGCUGGUUUUCACUGGGUCACGCGACCAUUUUGUCAAGAUUUAUGAGCUCAGUGAAAGCAAUGUUGGCGUCCAGAGUCCUACGUACAGUCUAGCCCCGCCUCACUACGAUGGCGUGCAGUGCAUCACUAUUCGUGGCACAUCUCUCUACAGCGGUUCACGGGAUAACAGUAUCAAGAAAUGGGACUACGAAACUCACCAGCUGCAGCAGCACGUAACAGGGGCCCAUAAGGACUGGGUGUGUGCAAUAGACCAUCUCCCCAAGAGGGAGGUACUGCUCAGUGGAUGCCGCGGCGGGUACCUCAAGCUGUGGACAGUAGACACGUGUCAACCCAUCUGUGAAAUACGCGCUCAUCGUCAUCCUAUCAACGCAAUCGCCACAAACUCGUCCUGCGUUUUCACUGCAUCAAAUGAUCGCUUAGUGAGGCUAUGGCGUGCGACUGGAACUCUGGAUGACCAACUCCAGGAAAUUCGACGAGCCAUCCAAGUCUGAAGUAGCGACCAACAAGGUCACUUUUUUUCAAUUGUAUGGGCCAAAAAGCGCCCUAUUUUCCUAGAUUUGUUUCUAAAUUAUAAUUCCUGUAUCGUUGUUAUACAUUGUUUCUAGUUUUGAUAAAAGCAAUGAUAUAUAUGGCAAUUUGUUCUGCCAAGGAUUUGUAAUUGCUUUUGUAUUUUUGGAUCUACUUUCUAACGUGUGAAUAUCGCGAGUUCAUUGAGCGUUAUAUAAAACAAUAAAAUACAUUAAUAAUAAUUCAUUAUUCAUAAUAAAAGAUUUAUACAGAUAAUAUUUUCUCACGUGAGGUACGCAAUUGCAAUGAAAUAAAUUUGAAUUAAAAAAAUAUAACUAUAUAAGUAUUAGCAAACUACAAGAAUACGAUACAAAAUUCCAUUAGCACCAAUUUUGUACAGAAUGUUUAUAAAAUACAAGCACUAAUAAACACUACUAUUUGCCCUGAA
Messenger RNA from Nematostella vectensis (starlet sea anemone), 5796 nucleotides. RefSeq names its product kinesin-like protein KIF21A. Gene Ontology annotation, biological process: mitotic spindle organization; microtubule-based movement. Gene Ontology annotation, molecular function: microtubule motor activity; microtubule binding; ATP binding. Bases 365 to 5332 code for a protein of 1655 amino acids. The transcript is spliced from 32 exons. NCBI's taxonomy places the organism in Eukaryota, Metazoa, Cnidaria, Anthozoa, Actiniaria, Edwardsiidae. The record is from RefSeq and is a predicted model, not a curated record.